Candida albicans SC5314 is the source of this 2445-nucleotide messenger RNA. RefSeq lists its product as uncharacterized. The transcript has a single exon. Gene Ontology annotation, biological process: regulation of transcription by RNA polymerase II; silent mating-type cassette heterochromatin formation; rDNA heterochromatin formation. NCBI's taxonomy places the organism in Eukaryota, Fungi, Ascomycota, Pichiomycetes, Serinales, Debaryomycetaceae. Gene Ontology annotation, molecular function: zinc ion binding; sequence-specific DNA binding. The record is from RefSeq and is a predicted model, not a curated record. The coding region runs from base 1 to 2445 and encodes 814 amino acids.
AUGGCCACAGAAGAUUCAUCAUCCGUCAGGCUGAUGCAAAUUAAAAUCUUAUACUCCUUAGAUAAUCAACCAAAUGUUUAUUUGUCACGCUCAGAAAACACUCUUCCUGUCAAAGUUGUUCAAAUUCCACUUGGAAUGAAUGAAGACGAACUAAUAACCUUAGGUGGUUUGGAAUUACAAGAUUGUGUGAAACAAGUGGUACGAUCGGCACCUGACACGUUCAACUUGAAUUUCCGUGACUUUGAAGUCUAUUACCAAGAUAUUAGUGAACAACCAGAUGAACCUUUUGUAGCCAAUGGCGUGAUUUCAAAAUUAUUACAUUCUAAUGAGUCAUGUUUGGUUCCUGGACGUGUUUGCCAAAGUUUAGGAGCAGGAUCUAUAUUUGGUAAAAAGUCCAAAAUGUCUUCUGAAACUUUAGAAAUUAGAAUGCAAUUACGUACCAUUGAAAUCCCAGUUUCAAAAGAAAAGACACCAGCACCAGAACAACAAACCCAUUCCCAAUCACAUUCACAUUCACGCAAACAUUCACUCUCACAUUCACAUUCAAGUCUAGCAAAAAGAAGUAAUCUGCAAAUCAAUAUAGAAAGAAAAAGAAACCAUGAGUCGUCAUCUCAUUAUGGUUCAAAUUAUUCUGCCGUAAAAGCAACAAGAACUUUAUCAUUACCAUCGUUUGUCAAUCCACCAGUAACCACCCCUCGUCAUAAAAGAGAUAAAGUUGAAGAAAGAUUUAAAAACGCCCCUUUCUACCUGAAUCUGGAUAAAGUCACAUACACUACAAAUAAUCGAACCCAACGACGCUACCAGUCUCCAUCUACGUCGUCGUCGUCGUCAUCGCUGCUUCAACCACAACGCGCCACGCGUACACGAUCAAUGUUCACGUCUAAUAUCCCAUCAAUUUCAUCACCAAUAAAUGAAGAACCUUAUUCUGAUGAUCCUGAUUACAACGCUCAUGAAGAUAAUUUCCAAAAUGACGAUGAAGUUUCCAGUGGUGGUAAUUCAUCGGUGACAUCACCAUACACUCCACAACAACCACCUUAUAAACCACCUACACCAACACAAUUACCUGAUGAUCUCGAUAGCAUUCGAAGCCAUACUAUUCAAAGUUCUAAAUUAAGUGACAAUCAUGGAUUAGUUUGUAUAAAUGAAUGUUGUCGUACCACAAGUUCGAUCAAUUGGAGAUAUUUUGAAACCGAAUAUAGACCAGAAUAUUCCAAACUACUCACGGCUCAUAAAUUUGACAAGAGAAAUUAUGAAGGCAUGUUGGGUCCAUUAUGUAAUGCAUGCUUUUUGUUUUAUAAAAAUAAAGGAUUCAUGAGACCUGAACAUGUUGUGAGGAAAUAUAUUCAUCAACAACGUUAUACUGCUAAAUUACGUAAGAAACAAAAGGAAGAUGAACUGAAUCGAACUACUUUAGAUGCAAUUGCUAUGAAAAAAUUUGUCUCGGGGACUUCGGUAUCGUUGAACGCUGGAUCUUCACCUGCUGCUAGUUUCCCAGCACCUAGUCAUACCCCAUCAGCUAUAAAUCAAGUAAUUCAAAACAAAGCGUUGACGUCACAUGGAAACAACAACAAUAACUUCAGCUAUGAUCCAACUCCACCGGGGUUCACACCAGAUUAUAGUGAUUUACUACAUCAAAUCAAUGUUUAUGGUGGUCCAUCAACGGAUAUUGAUCCAUUACCUGGUGCCACUCCGCCAAUGGUGGCUACUAAAUCCAAUACGAGAGUAAUAAAUGUUGAUGUUGGAGAUUCUGAAGUGGAAGAGUAUAAAAAGGCCACCAAAUUAAACACAAGAAUUAUUGGUGUACCUGUAGAAAGCAAUAUUGAUAACGUCAACGAUAACGAUGAUGAUAACAAUAAGGAAAACUUACCUCCUAAAAUCAACAAAACUACUCGUAAUGAUUAUGAUGCUAUGAUUAAUUCAUUCCAAGAAAAUAAUAAUGAUUGGAUGUGCUUUUUUUCAUCACCCAAAAAUCAUGUUACUAGUCCAAAUUCAAAGACUCCAGUGGAUAACCCUAAUGAAAUUCAAAAUCAGGGGCAAAAUAGAAAAUCACCAUUAAAGAAUGUUACUCAAAAAACUAUUGUUAAUAUGCCUUCAUCACCAUAUCAAUCAACAUUAGAUGCACCAUCUGAAGAUGAUCAUGAACAUGAACAUGAACAUGAAAAUGAUCAACAACAACAAAAUGUUUUAAAUGAUGAAAUAAGUAAAAUGAUUAAUAUGAGUCCGUUUAAAUCGUCACCUAAUCGUGCCAAUAGAUUGGAUACAGGUAAUCUGAUUAUGUCUAAUCAAAAUAAAGAUGAUGAUAAAAAGAAUCAAGCAUCAACUCCAAAUACAGAAUUCUAUUCUAAUGAUGAUGAUGAAGGUCAACAUAAUGAAGGACAUAAAAAUAUUACAAAAAGUGGUCCUUCAAUCUUGGAGAAGGAAAAUCAAUCAGUCUCACAACAUUAA